UUCGAAAUUAUCUACAUUCGGCGUUAAAACCACAUGUCUCCUCGUCAUAACGAUAAAUUAAAGUUUUCCAUUGAAAAAUGGUGAAAAGUUUUUCAAAUUCCAUCAAAAGUGUUUAAAAACAAUCAUUUGCAUUGUAAUCAAUUGAAAUUUUUUAUUGAACAUUGUUCGAUUGAGUGAAAUUUUACAUUUUAAAUUCUUGCAAUUUGCUAAAAACUUAUCGUGUAACGCUCAAUAGUAGUGUGGUAAUCCAAGUUGACAUUUCUAUCCCCACUACACACAUACAAUAAUCGUCUGCAAAUUCGAAAGAGCUAAAAGAAAAACAUAACCAACUCUAUUUUGUGUUGUGAAGAUUUUCUAAGUGAGAGUAAAGAGGAAAGAAAAAGUUAAAAACAUAUUCUUCAAGCAAACAAAACAAAACAGCUAUCCUUGUUCUUCUUUUUUCGAAAUUAAACACCUUGUUGUGUGCAUUAGUGUGCGUGUGCAGAAGUGAAUUGACAAUUAAACGGUGUGACUGGCUGAGUUGACAGAUAAAACUAACCUCUAUUUUUCUACGAUUAGUGCGUGAGAGCAUCGAAAAAGACGUAAAGAAGGAAAAUUUUAAGAUUUCCCAAAGAAAAAUUCUUAAUUUUGGAAAAGAAUCUUCAACUUGUUUAAGAAAAUAUCCUUACGGGGGUUCGUCCACACACAAUCUUGUGCAAUAUAUUUUUCUCUACUGCGUACGGGGAUUUUGCCAAAAACUCGAAAUCAUUUUGUGCGAGUGUGAAGGAAUCAACAAAUAUGGCAACCUAAGCUAAGGACUGCCGCAAAAUGCUAUUACUGCACUGAGUUGCAAACAAAAAAAACCAAAAGAAACAAAAUAAAAUAACAAAUCAAUCACAAUCAGUACUGAACACAGAAAGACCUCUUCGUAAAGUCUGACUGCUUAAAGUCUGGAAAAAUCAAAAAUAAAACCUUCUUAUCAUUUGAUUUGGUUUAUUCAUUUAUAAUAAGCUCAAUUCAAAGACUCUCUUAUUUCUACGUCUCUUGAUUUAAAAAAAAUCAAAAGGCAAACAAAGAUUAGUUUUUGCUCUGCCAAAAGAAGAGAAGAAAUCAAAAAGUUAAAUUAAUUUUUUUUCGAUAAAGAGAAACAACUUUUUUUCGAAAGAGAUGUCUGCCAAAGAGGAAACAUCUCCAACAACUGCAUCUAAUGUUGCAGUAGCAGCUGCUGUUUCGCCAACUGCUCCUUCCACUACAUCGUACGCUAAUGUGUUGCAGAAUUUAGAAAAAAAGGUUUCGCCAACUGCUGCUACAGCUGCAGCAGCAGUGGCUGUUAGUGGUUCUGCAUCAUUGGACCCGGACAAUAAGGAAAAUCAACCGAAUCUUAAAACAUUAAAAUCUUGGAGCGAAGAGUGCUCUGCAGAAGGAGGUACUGAAGCUCCUCCAGCUGCUAGCAGCGCACCUAACGUAAGUGGUGAGAAACGAUCGGCUAAUCCUGACAAUACAGAAAAUUCUUCGGAAGUUGACGACAAUGCUGAUUUUGUUCCGGUAACAUCUCAUGGUCGUAAAGAUCGUAAAAUACGUCGUCGAGAAAAGCAACGUGAUCGUCCAUGGGCUGGCAACAAUAAUGGCAAUAAUGACAGGCCAUCGAGAAAUAGAGAUAAUGCCGCUGCUGCGGCUGGUGGUGGAUCAAAAGGUGGUGCUGGAGCACCCUCUCAUGGCGGCAAACCCGAUGAUGAGCGAAAAAAGUUUCCAAGACGGCCACGGGAUCGUCGUCCACAACAACCGAAAGGAGAUAAGGCUGCUGCUGCUAAUCAGGGAUCUGUGUCUGGUACACCAAAAGAACCAAAGGAAGUUGUAAAAGAUCGUAAAGACUCAUCGCCAAGUGGCGCCAGUGCAAACGAAAAUAAUAGUGGCAACGAAGCAAAGACCGACGAUCAGCAACAACCGAAGAAAUUUGUAGCUGCUCCACCACCGAAGGUUAACGCCUGGAAGAUUUCCAAACAGCCAUCAUCCAGUCCAAAAACGACAUCAUCGCCCCUUGACAAGCGAGUGUUGCAGCCAAAGGCACAACCUGCUGCGCAGAAAAAGCCUGUACCUGCACCAGCUGCCGUACCGAAGCCCGAGACCGUUCCUCAUGUUGUUGUUAAAGAUAAAAGGAGAAUCAAUCAUAAGGCGAGUGAUUUUACAAAUGUUGGUGAUUGGCCACUUCUUCUUGGCGGAAAACCAAAUCCGGGCGGUGAACCUAGACGCACAGGACCGAAGAAUCGGUCUCAUGAUCCAUCUGUGACUAAACAGACAGAAACAAUUGCUGCUUCUAGUCAAUCUUCAGGAUCUCAAACUGAAGGCAAAACUGUUGCACAAGAAAAGAUCACACCAAGCACAAGUAGCAAAGUGGCUGCUGUGCCAGCUGCAUCGGCUGCUGGAAACCAGGCAGUUUCGGCAGCACCACCUGCAAACGUGUCAUCUAAUGCAGCUCCUGCUGUUAAGCAACCACAAAGUAAUAUCAAUAUUAACCAACAGCAACCAUCAGCUAGCACAAGUAAUAAUGGUGCUGCUGGUAAUGCAUCAAAUCCAAAUGCACCACCAAACGGAGCAAAUGGGGUUAAUAAGAAGAUCCCAAAACACAAAUGGCGCCCGUUGCAAAUCGAUGUUGCAAAGUCAACACGCAACAAACCUAUUCGCAGCCGCAGACCACCACCACGUGUUAGUGAGGGUGAACAACGUGGCGACAAUGAGAGUAGUACAUAUGACCGAUCUUCUAGGCCACGACGCUUCCGAGCCACCAGCUAUAGAGGUCGGCCACGCGGUGGCUAUAACAGGCAGGGUCCUGGUAGAACAGGUAAUCGACUGCCACGUCAUUUGAUUGCAAAUGGAGAAUAUGUUAAUUAUUUAGCUGUCGACACAGAGCAUCCGUUUGUCCUAAUGGGAACGCAUUAUUAUAGCGCUGUACCAGCAGCUGCUUACAUAGAAAUGGACGCAGAGACUGUUAAGAAGGCAAUUCGCAAACAAGUUGAAUACUACUUUAGCGAAACUAAUCUUACUGGCGAUUUCUUCUUGCGUCGCAAAAUGGAUAACGAAGGAUAUAUUCCAAUUGCAUUGAUUGCAUCUUUCCAUCGAAUUCUAGCACUCACUGCUGAUGUUGCUUUGGUUAUUGCUGCAAUCAAAGAAUCUGACAAAUUAGACAUGUUAGACAAUUAUAAAGUUCGUACAAAGGUUAAUCCAACAUCAUGGCCAAUCCAUGAUUUGCUUGAAAAUGCAACUGGGGAAGAAGCUACAAACAAGGAAGCUACUGCCAAUGCUACAAAUAACACUAGCCAACUCCCGGCCGAGUCGUCUGCUGAGACAAAAGAAGCUCCGACUACUGCUCCAGCGGCAACCACUGAAUCCAAUGUUGCCCAACCAAAUGCUUAUGCUGCUCCUAUUUUAACUGCAGAAAUGGCCACCAAACCCCUGGCCAGUAUCCCACCACCUCCAGUGCCUAGAAAUUCGCAAAGAUCUUUACCACAAUCAAAGGACGGCAAAUCAUCGGCCAACGCCGAAGGUGACAAAAAUCAAGUUCCUGCCUCACGAAGCCCCCCUUCAGCCAAUGCCAUAAGCGCUCUAACACAAAAAGUCGAACGCCAAGUGACUGAUAGCGCCGACAAGAAAAAUCAAUACGGUGCAAAUCUUGUCGACCAUCUAAAAGGACUCGCCGAAUGCGUUAUAACACAAAAUGACCCAACUGCCGCCGCCAUAAAAACAAACUCAGCUAGUCCGUCACCAACAAAGAGCACAAGUAAAGUACCAACCGCAUCAACUCCAAAAGCCAACAAGGACGGAAAGAAAUACCCUAAGGAUGACGAUAGCGCAACGACGACCAACGCUGAUGACACCGAAGACGGUGUGCCGAGCCUAUGGAAAGAGGUAAAGAGACGCUCAAAAAAUGCAAUUACUAAAGACCAUACUAAACAAACAACGACGCCCUUCUCACAAUCAGGAGCAGCAACCGCGGCCGCACUACCAAUAGCCAACAAGCCUGCAGUAGAAAAAGAAGAACUAGAUUUCCAAUUCGACGAAGAGCUCGACGCUAUCCCCACAAGUGGCCGCGUCAAUAAUUUCACAGAGAACUUCUCUGACGACGAAUCUGAUUAUGAAUUCGCCGAUCGCGACAUCAAUAAACUGUUGAUUGUAUCACAAGUAUCACGUCCGCAAAAACACGAAGGCUAUGAUCGCACAGCUGACUAUACAUCGCGCACGAAAAUCACCCAAGACCUCGAAAAUGUCAUUAACGAUGGUUUGGUUAAUUACGAGGAGGAUUUGUGGACGGUUACAAAUAGUAAGUCCUCUGAUUAUCGCACUGUGAACGUAAUUUCGCAGGAGGACUUUGAAAAAAUGGCCGGCAAAACGGUUAUGAGAAAACCCUCUCAGCAAAUUCCUCCUCCACCACCGCCACCGACUUAUAUCGAUGACUUGGACAAUACACUAGACAAUACACUUACACACGACUCCACAUUAAAUUCCACUUUGAAAUCUAGCAGACGCGCGCGUUUCUAUGCCGCGCCGAAUAGUCACUCCAUCGAUCCGCGUACACCGCGUAAACGCAAAACCCGUCACUCAUCGAAUCCUCCGGUGGAGGCUCACGUUGGUUGGGUGAUGGACUUUGUCGAACAUCGUCCGCGUACCUCGUCGAUGGGUAGCUCGGCUGGCACUAGUCCCACGGCGUCUAGCUAUGGUUCGUCGGUGCCACAAAGCUUGCCGGUGUUCCAACAUCCGUCGCAUUCGCUGCUGAAGGAAAACAACUUCACCCAGCAGGCUUAUCACAAAUAUCGUAGUAGGUGUUUAAAGGAGCGGCGUCGUUUAGGAUAUGGUCAGUCGCAGGAAAUGAAUACACUUUACAGAUUCUGGUCGUUCUUCUUGAGGGAAAACUUCAAUAAGACAAUGUACAACGAAUUCAGGCAAUUGGCUUGUGAAGAUGCUAUGAAUGGAUUCCGCUAUGGCUUGGAGUGUUUGUUUCGAUUCUUUUCGUAUGGUUUGGAAAAGAAGUUCCGCCCGAAUGUUUAUGAUGAUUUCCAGGAUGAGACAAUUGCCGAUUAUGAAAAAGGACAAUUGUAUGGCCUCGAAAAAUUCUGGGCAUUCUUAAAAUAUUACAAAAAUGGCGAAAAACUUGAGGUCCAACCAAAACUCACCGAAUACCUCACCAAAUUCAAGACAAUUGAAGAUUUCCGUGUUGUUGCAUCGGAAAUAGAUGAAAUGUUGCAAGGCGUUGGUCAUCUAAACAGUCGUGCAGCUCUACAACGUCAUCGCAGUAUCUCAGAAAGCGAAGGCGUAGCUGGUGCAGGAAAACGUCCCAAUACAACUAUCUCGAACCGCAGCGACUAUGUUGGCCAUCAACUUUUGGCCCAACAACAAGUUCACUCACAACAACAACAUUUGCAACAACAACAGCAAAACAACUACAACAAUCGUCGUCGAACUGGCUCAUUUGGCAGUGGUCGAGUUCGUAGUGGUUCUCUGGGAAAUAAACCCCAAGUAGCCAAUCGCAACUAUCAUUAUGGAUCGCCAAAUGAAACUACUCUACGCCGUAGUGGUGGUAACUCUGGCAGUAGCUCGAGCAUUGGACCAUCUUCAAGCAACAGGUAUAGGAACUUCUCUACCCAUCAUCAUCAAAAUCCAAAAUCCAAACAAGUACAAAGAGCCAGGGUCACUCCUCAGGCACCACCAUCAGCACCGACAGCCGAUGGAGCCACAAAGCCGCCUAACACAACCGACAACAAAACACCGAAUCAGCCUCAGUCAACAGUUAAAACCUCGGAGAAUAAACAAGCAUCAGUAGCAUCAUCGUCAGAGAAAUAAAGUAAUAAUUUUUUUUUUUAUAAAAAAUAUAUUUUUAUACUGCAAAACAUUUUUAAAAUAAUAUUCCCCACAUUUCAUAAGCUUAUAAUUAAAUAAAAACAAAAGAAAAGUAUACUUUUUGGUGCCAAGAGACACAACAUAACUCAAGACUUUCAAAACUACUAUUUAAAGAAAAAUAAUAAAAAGCUAUACAUAUGAGAGCUCUCGUCGAAAACAGUGAAAUAAAUUGGAAUAUAACGAAUAAGAAAAACUAAAAUUAACGAAACGAAGUUUAAAAACAAAAACAAUUUAUAAACAAAAAAACUCAAGUCAAACACAAAAUAUAUAAAAAAUAAGAAACAAAAAAAUCUUCCUUAAUUAAUUUUUAAGCAUUUAAGCAAUGGAUGGCGUUGAAACAAACUUAUUUUGUUUUUUGCUGUUACUAAUAAAAUAAUAGAAAUCUUGCUUUUAGUAUUGUUGUUAACAUAUUUUUUUUUUCUUGUUUUACACUUAUUACAUACAAUUUUUUUUUUUUUUGAAGAUUACCACCAAAUGGAAACUAUAUGACUAUUUUCUAAGAAUUUUUUUUUAUUAUUAUUAAUUUUUCUCUCACUCCUCUCUUUUCCUCGAUUUCUUACAAACUUUUUUUUUUAUUUUGAAUUAAAAAAAAAUAUUUUGUUUUUAAUACAAAAAAAGCAAUAAAAAGUUAAAAAAAAAAUGCAUAUAAAUUAUUUAGAAAUACAAACAAAUAAUAUCUAUGAAACUAUUAAGCAAAAAUCAUGUUGAUCUUCUUAUUAUAUUCGCUUGCUUUUCGUAAACGAAUGAAAAAAAAAUUAAAAAUUAAAAAAAAAAAUAUAAAUACACAAUGGAAACAAAAAAAAAAAAAAACAUAAAAA
Molecule: messenger RNA, 6686 nt
Organism: Episyrphus balteatus (marmalade hoverfly)
Lineage: Eukaryota; Metazoa; Arthropoda; Insecta; Diptera; Syrphidae
Gene: larp
Product: la-related protein 1
Exons: 9
Coding region: 1147-5811 (1554 amino acids)
Biological process (GO): positive regulation of translation; mRNA stabilization
Cellular component (GO): cytosol; cytoplasmic stress granule
Molecular function (GO): RNA cap binding
Source: RefSeq, a predicted model, not a curated record